CGAUGCUCAAGUUAACCCGCCGAACUGAAAAGUGAAAACUUUAUUCUGUGUUAUUUUUGUGUCUUAAUACUCUUAAUUUUGUAUAUAAUAAACAAUGAAUGAAACUACAGUCAAGAAAUUUGAUGCAGGGUGGAAAAAACACCAACAGGAAAAAUUAACAUUAUGGUUUAAUGAACACCUUCAUAAAAUAAAUGUACAUAUAAAUAAUUUAGAAACUGAUUUAUCAGAUGGUAUCAUCCUUAUCAAAUUACUUGAAGUAUUAACUGCCAAAAAAUUACCAAAAUAUCAUGAGCAACCAACAUUUCGUUCUCAUAAACUUGAGAAUGUCGGUGUUGCAUUGAAAUUUCUUGUUGAUGAAAAUAUAAAUAUUGUGAACAUUGAUUCAUCAGAUAUUGUUGAUGGUAAUUUAAAGCUCAUACUUGGUUUAGUGCACACUAUUAUGUUUCAUUAUUCAAUAUCAAUCCCAGACUGGGAGUUCAGUGUCAAUCCUUGUCCAGUUUAUGAUGUCUUGUCACAUGUUGAUGUAUCGAAAAUCAAGGUUAAUGGGCUAGACUUAAAUCCUGGUUCAUGGAUAACGAGUGAAUUUACUGUUGACGCUCGUGCAACACAAGAAAUGGUAAAAAAUGAUUAUAAAACAUUAAAAUGCUCAAUCUACGAUUCUACUGGUUUAUCCAUCGAAAAUUUUAUAACAUAUCAAAAAAACGGUUUAUUUAAAGUGGAGUAUACACCAUUUGAUCUUGGAAAACAUUCAAUUGAAUUAUUUUAUGAUAAUCUACCGAUACCUGGAUCACCAUUUAUUAUUAAUGUAGUAAAAAUUUGUAUACCUGGAAACUGCAGAGUAUAUGGUCCAGGAUUAAUAAGAGGAAUUGUUAAUAUGAUAAAUUACUUCACGAUCGACUUAACUGAUGCUGGAACUGGUGGACUCAGUGUAACAAUAGAAGGGCCGAUAGACGAUGAAGCAAGUACACAAAUUAAGUAUAAUGAAGACAAUACAGUUGCAGUUGAGUAUGUUGUAAAUACUAUUGGCUUUUACGAUGUAAUUAUUGAAUUUGGCAACCAUCCUAUACGAGGAUCACCAUUUACUGUUGAAAUUAUUGAUGACUGAUUAAAUAUCAGAAUCUUCUAUUGGAGUAAUCAUAGUCAUAAACGGAUAAAAUUGUUAGUUGUAAAUGAUAAUACAAUUAGAUAUA
Messenger RNA from Aphidius gifuensis, 1190 nucleotides. RefSeq names its product filamin-B-like. The coding region runs from base 95 to 1105 and encodes 336 amino acids. NCBI's taxonomy places the organism in Eukaryota, Metazoa, Arthropoda, Insecta, Hymenoptera, Braconidae. Gene Ontology annotation, biological process: actin cytoskeleton organization. The record is from RefSeq and is a predicted model, not a curated record. Gene Ontology annotation, molecular function: actin filament binding. The transcript is spliced from 4 exons.